Talpa occidentalis (Iberian mole) is the source of this 462-nucleotide messenger RNA. Its product is annotated as chymotrypsinogen 2-like. The transcript is spliced from 6 exons. Gene Ontology annotation, molecular function: serine-type endopeptidase activity. Lineage: Eukaryota; Metazoa; Chordata; Mammalia; Eulipotyphla; Talpidae. The record is from RefSeq and is a predicted model, not a curated record. Bases 61 to 462 code for a protein of 133 amino acids. Gene Ontology annotation, biological process: proteolysis.
UUCUGCCCAUGUGCAAACACAUUUGAGGAGACCCAAGAGACAUCGUUAGGGAUCCAGACUAUGAAGACUGUCAGUAGGAUCCAGUUAUGUUGGGGCGCCCUGGUCAACGAGAGCUGGGUGAUCACCGCCGCCCACUGCAAUGUCACGACAUCUGACUGGGUUGGGGCUGGGCUGUAUGACCCUUCCUCAGGUAGGAAAGACAUCCAGAUCCUGAAGGUUGCUCAGGUUUUUCUACAUCCCCAACUCAAUCUGAGUGCUACUGGCAAUGACAUCGCUCUGCUGAAGCUGGCAAGGCCUGCCCACUUAUCCACGCCAGUGUACCCAGCAUCCCUGCCCACAGCUUCUGACCCCUUCUGUUCUGGGCGCCUGUGCAUCACCAUGGGCUUUGCAGUAACGCACUCUAACAGUGAGUCUGGACUUAAGCUCAGGACAUGGUCUAAUGUCGGGCAAUCAGAAGAGUAG